Molecule: messenger RNA, 1307 nt
Organism: Ooceraea biroi (clonal raider ant)
Lineage: Eukaryota; Metazoa; Arthropoda; Insecta; Hymenoptera; Formicidae
Gene: SPARC
Product: secreted protein, acidic, cysteine-rich
Biological process (GO): anatomical structure development
Molecular function (GO): extracellular matrix binding; calcium ion binding; collagen binding
Source: RefSeq, a predicted model, not a curated record
UUAAUCAGAGGCAACCCUCGAGAGUAACGUUGAGUCCAAGACGGACGCUCGACACGAUCGGCUGCGCGCGGAAUGGGCGUAUUGCGUAACCCGCAAGAGUGACAGCAGGGCACGCGCGUAUGUCGAAAAGAUUAGACGGGGGAUGCAAGAGAAACGGAGAGAAAAACGCGAGAGAUGAGAUCAUCUCUCUUCUCCGACCACGCACUGCGAUCGGUUCACCGUGGCGUGAUGCUGCGACGUGCCUCGGGCGCAGUCAGUACCGGUCCAGCGACCGAUUUGGAGGGCUGUUCUGUUCUUGGUUCCUCUUGCCAAGGAAGGAAGAUCAGCGAGCGACACUAGUGCUUGCGAGGAAGGCUAACACGAGAGAUCGCAAUGCGGACGAAGCUGCAGCUGCUGCUGGUCGCGUUGUUCCUGGCAGUCCUUAUAACGGACGCGUCUGCCCAACAGCGCAGACGGAAGUUUCAUCGACGUCGUACGACCACGACGGAGUCGCCCGCGCAAAAUGAGAUGAUGAACAUGCUCGAGGCUGACGAAAUAGCCGAGGAGGCGGCAGCGGCGGCGGAGGAUGCUGAGGUCAUUCUCGAAAAUGGCAGAAACAUGGAUGGAUCGAAGCUGCGGUCGCUCCAGGCAGACCCGUGUUUGGAUAAACACUGCGGCGCGGGUCGCGUUUGCAAGAACACGGAGGAGGGCACGGCCGAGUGCGUUUGCGUGGAGGUUUGCAACCAGGAGGUUGAUCCUCGUCGCAAGGUCUGCACCAACUACAACGAGACCUUCGGCAGCGAUUGCGAGGUAUAUCAAGCGCGUUGUUUCUGCGAUACCAACGACGCCAGGUGCAGAGGCUCCGACUAUCAGCACGUCCACAUCGAGUACUAUGGCGAAUGCCGACAGAUGCCCAUGUGCAAGGAGGAGGACAUGGCCGACUUCCCCAGGCGAAUGCGCGACUGGCUGUUCAAUAUUAUGCGCGAUUUGGCGGACCGUCAAGAAUUGGCCCCGCAUUACUUGAAGAUGCAACGAGAGGCUGAGACCAACCAUACAUUACGCUGGGCAAACGCGGCCAUUUGGAAAUGGUGCGACCUGGACGGUCACCCGCACGACCGGGCAGUGUCCAGACACGAGCUCUUCCCCAUUCGAGCACCUCUCAUGGCCCUCGAGCAUUGCAUCGCGCCUUUCCUCGACUCCUGCGAUGUCGAUGACGAUCACAAGAUCACGCUGAUCGAGUGGGGCAAAUGCCUGCAGCUCGACGAGGAUGACAUAGACGAUAAGUGCGACGAGCUGGUGGAGGCGAAUUACGAGCAAUAUUAGGAAAA